This is a messenger RNA of Myxocyprinus asiaticus (Chinese sucker), 8171 nucleotides long. RefSeq names its product putative E3 ubiquitin-protein ligase UNKL. The coding region runs from base 714 to 3197 and encodes 827 amino acids. The record is from RefSeq and is a predicted model, not a curated record. NCBI's taxonomy places the organism in Eukaryota, Metazoa, Chordata, Actinopteri, Cypriniformes, Catostomidae. Gene Ontology annotation, molecular function: metal ion binding. The transcript is spliced from 17 exons.
CUAUUCGAUAUUCAACUAUCAGAUUUAUAUUUGUAAUGCUUGCUGUUUCCUCUCCCUCCGUGCGUUUUAAAAUGGUGCUUUUCCAUUAGUAAAUUCUUCCGAAUGCACGCGGCUCCCUAAGCUCGAUUUUGAUCAAAUCAACAAUCUCACCUCAGAUAAACAUUGCGUUGUAUUCUGUCUUAAUGCUCUUUGUUGCGUUUUGCGCCUUUGGUGAAAAAAAAAAAAAAAAAAAAAAAAAAAACUUAAGAAAGUGUUCUUCGCUUAUUUGCUCGAGCCUGCUUGUCCAAAUACUUGAAGACAUGUAUGUACGUUUCACAGUGGAGACGCUCGCUAGAUGUAGCUAGCAGGCUGGUUUGUUAGCUGCAUCCGCCUCCUUUCACCUCGGCCCGUGUUUUACUCUACGCUACUUUCCCGCCGUACGCACUGGUGGCUUGAAUGGAACGUACGGCGACAUUUUUACGUAACUGGAAAAGCUAAUCUCGGAGCACUUGGCGUAAGCUUACAGUUGUAGCGAUAAAUAGCUCACAGUAGCUAGAGUGGAUGCAAUUGAUUUUUGAUGUCAUUAAACGGGGUUUUGCACACUCCGCUGCUCAUUGAACAUAUACAACGACCAUGUUCACAUGUUUAUAGAUGCGUAAGAGGUAAUAUUUGAAAUAAAACAUGUAUGAAGGGCUAGUUUUGUUGUCGUAUGGUAGCAUCUGAGAAACUACGCAAUGAGAUAUUUGAAGGAGUUCAGGACCGAGCAGUGCCCACUGUUUUUGCAGCACAAAUGCACACAGCACAGACCCUUUACGUGUUUCCACUGGCAUUUUCUAAACCAGCGAAGACGGAGACCCGUCCGGAGACGAGACGGGACUUUUAACUAUAGCCCCGAUGUAUAUUGCACGAAGUAUGACGAAACAACAGGAAUAUGCUCUGAUGGAGACGAUUGCCCUUACUUACACCGGACCACCGGUGACACAGAGCGCAAGUACCAUUUACGCUACUACAAGACUGGCACCUGCAUCCAUGAGACAGACGCUCGUGGACACUGUGUGAAAAACGGCCUCCACUGCGCCUUUGCUCAUGGACCACACGACCUACGGCCACCAGUUUAUGACAUAAGAGAGAUCCAGGCACAAGAAGCUCUACAGAACGGCCAGUUAGGAUCUGGGGAGGGAAUUCCCGAUCUGCAGCCAGGAGUGCUGGCCAGCCAAGCCAUGAUUGAGAAGACCCUGAAUGAGGACCCCCGCUGGCAAGACACCAAUUUUGUUUUGGCCAACUAUAAAACAGAGCAGUGUACCAAGCCUCCACGUCUGUGCAGGCAGGGCUAUGCGUGUCCUCACUAUCACAAUAGCAGAGAUAGGAGAAGAAAUCCCAGAAAGUUCAAAUACAGGUCGACACCAUGUCCGAGUGUAAAACAUGGCGAUGAAUGGGGCGAACCCUCAAAGUGUGAGAGCGGGGACAGCUGUCAGUACUGCCACUCUCGCACUGAACAGCAGUUCCACCCAGAGAUAUACAAAUCUACUAAAUGCAAUGACAUGAGGCAAACUGGAUACUGUCCAAGGGGGCCAUUCUGUGCUUUUGCACAUGUGGAAAGAAUUCCUUCCACAGAAGAGACCAUGAGUACGUUGCUCACAGCGAUGCAGUCGGGUCACUCCAGUCUGGGCUCUCAGCAAUACCCAGAGUGUCCAGUCAACGAGUGGAGCAACACGAAUUCCAUCACCUGCAGUGCUAAUAACAACUGCCAGACAGGAAAUGUGUCAUGCUCUAAUAGUCCAACUGUAACACCAAGCUCAGGAAGCAACAGUUCUUUGUCCCCAAUUGGACCCAUCGGCAGGCCAAAAUGCUUUACUAAUGGUAGCUUAUGUUCAGAGUCCACUACGUCCAGUGUUUCAUCUCCGACAUCUAACUAUCCCAAAGCUCCGGGUUUUGAACGGGAGGAUCAGGCAAAGAACCAGAAGAGCCAGUCUGGGGAAAAUAAUCAAAAGUUAAUGGAUCAAGACAAACAGCUGUCUUUUGAACAGCUGUCGGUUUGUUGUCUGGACAGCUGGAGUUGCACUGACUGCUCCCUGCUGACUGCAACUCGCAAAAACUUGAAGGCUCACAGCUGUGUGUUCUCUGUGGUAAACCCACUAGCAUCCAGCAUAACAUCAAGCAUUACAUCCAGCUUGGCCUCCAGUAUUGGAUCUGACAGCUCAUCACCCACCACUUUAUCAACCAUGAAUGCAAAAGCCACACCUUUCUAUCCAGGCAGCAAUACCGUGGAGUCAGUAAUAGGAUCUGCACUUGACUUAAAUUUUAGUGACAUCAACGUUGCCUCCCUCGACAAAGAGCUAGAGGACCGAGACAACAAUGGCCUUGGUUUAACAAGUCAGAGGCUAUUAGGAGGCUCUGCUCCUGUCAAUAUUCCUGGCUCUCUGGCUCGGUCUUCCUCUCUGCAUUCCUCAUCCUCUCUCUCCGCCUCCCCGCUUGGCUCUCUGUCUCAUUCCCUGUCCCAGUCUCUCCUCACUGGAAUGACCUCCCAGCAGAGCCAGCCACAGGCGCUGCAUGUUAAAACAGAGCAUGGCCUUCUAGGAACGCCCACGUCUACGCAGAACUCCUUAGGUCUGAAUGGUGGAGCAGGGGGUAUAUGGGACUUCAUGAGUGGCAGCUUCUCUCCCAGCCCAUCUCCAGUGUUCAGCAGCCUUUCUUCCAGCACGGUCGGCUCCAGCAGUGCAGACAUCGGCCGACUCUUCCGAGAACUGGAUGAGGCCAAGCGCAAGAUAAAGCAAUGGGAGGAUGCCUGGCACCAAGUUAAACAGGCCUGUGAAGCGUGGCAAAAAGAUGCUCACAAUGCGAAAGAACAAGUGAAAUCAGCGGAGGCGGAGCGACAGCUGGUGGAACAGAAGCGGGAGGACACCGAGCGAAGGCUGAAGGAACUGCAGGUAGACUUUGAUGUUUUGUGUCGCUCCCCCAAUAAGCCUCUUCUGCGCAGCUACGGAGAGCUGGACCAGCUCCCCCUGCCAAAGCUCCGAUCCAUUCAGAGCCAGCUGCGCUCUGACCUAGACGUAAUAGACGGGGUAAUAUAUCAGCUUCAGUCAAAGAAAUGUGUAGUUUGCCAAAAGCAUGAUCGUUCCAUUGUCCUGCAGCCUUGCCAACAUUAUGUACUUUGUCAGAACUGUGCGUCUGGUAAAACGGAAUGUCCUUACUGUAAGACAAAAAUAUUGAAGUGGUGAUGUACAGCAAUUCGAGGUACUUCUUUCAUGAUCUAGCCCUUUGAAGAACUACUAAUACAUAUUAUGCUUACUGUUUCUAAAUAGCAUUUUUUUGUGUUUCAGUGUUUCAUAUAGUGAUUAAAUUGAUUAGUUUUAUUAGAAUCUAAUAAGUGGUGUUUGACUGAUAAAAAUCAAAUACUUAAAUGCAAUACCUGUUUUGUACAAGCUAGAUUUCAUUUUCAUAAAGCAUUAAACAGUUUGCCCUUGGUUACCACUGAUUUGACUGUUAGCGACAAAAACAUCGGUCAGACAUCAUAUUUGCUACUAGCUGUGUGAAGAGAAUUAAUUUCUUGUUAAAAGCACUUUGUUGACUUGGGAAAAAUGUUAGAAAUUUUUGCUUUAAGCUGCUUUGUAGCUUUUUGGUUAUUUUUAUUUUCUUAGAUUUAUAUUUUGCCCAAAUACGCUAAAGUAUGAAGCUUUUGUGUGUACUGUGAAACCUUAUAGAAUAUUUCAUUUUUCUUACUGUUAAAUCAUGGUAUAGUGUAUAUAUCUUGUUAGUUUUCAUAUAAAAUAGUACUAAAUAGUUACUUUCAUUGUUACUUAAAUUUUUCAAUCAAAUAAGUGCAAACUUUAAAUGCAUUUUAGGCAUAACCAGCAGAUGUAAUAUCAGUAAGGCACAUACUGUACGCUAAAGCAUUUAGUAAAUCAGUUUUUCUGUCUUAUAACAACUAUUUAGAUAUACAUUGUUAGAUGAGCACAUGUGUUCUGAAGUCCUCAGUAAUAGUAUAUAUUUUUUUUUUGGUUUGUUUUUUUGGACUUUAGCCUUUCAGAUAUUUUAGAAGAUAUCUGAUUCCAGGCCACUCCCUCUUAAGUGCCUUGCCUUAAAAAUAUUAGAAGCAUCUUUGAGGAGCUUAGGAUUGUAGUACAAAACCAUAAGUGUAGUCGUUGCUUGUGCAAAUUGUGUAUUUUUCGGUAGUGCCGUACGACGUACAUACAUUAUUGGAGCAUAUAUUGGCCCAAUUUAAUACUGAAGUAUUUCCCAGAGAUUUCAUCUAUGUCAGUGCCUGAGCCCUGACAUUCAGCUAAAGUAUCGUUCCCUCUUUCAUCAUAAACAAUGGUGCUUUUUGGGUGCAGCUUCAUUAUCCUUAGAAAUGUUGAAUCAUCCUUAAUUUAAAUGCGUAGGGAUAUUCAGAUCAGGAAAUAUAUGUAUUUCUUUGAUUGCAAAACUAAACUGGCUUAGUAAAUUUGUAUUUUUUAUUUUAUUUUUUUUUAUGUUUAGCAUUGUAGUGCUCUGUAGUGUUUACAGACAGAAAUCGUCAGUGUUUUUUUUUCGUAUCCAAAUUCGACAGUGUAAUGUGCUUAGGUAAUUUAAUUGAAAUGACCUGCUACUGUGUUAUCUGAAAACAUUGUAUCCUUUUUUUCUUGUUCCUUUCAUAUUUACAGCAAUAAGUUUGUGCAGUAAAUGGUCAGGUACAACAAGGUGCAAGUUUUAUUUUGUUUCUUUUAAAAUUGGGAUAAACAGUUUAUUUCAAAAGGUAUGGUUAUUGAGGAUCUACUUGUCCAGACCCUCGUAUUUAAUUUCAGCUUCACGAGAAACGGACAGUGUGUAUAUUAUUUCUCUCUGUUUCUUGUGUUCGUAUCUAAAUCAGCAAGGUCUGUAUGUAGCUCAUGUUCUUGAGAUUUGGAAUGAUUUGUCAUAAAAAAGCUGCAUGUGUCAGUGUGUACAUUUUGGUAACCAGCUGAAGCUCUAGAUUACACUGCCACAUGUGUUUGUGUUGAGCAGACCUACCCAGUUGUUGGUCAGGCAUCACAGUCGAAAGCUCUAAGUAUUCAAAAAUAUUUUUGUACAGUGCUUCAAAUGCACUGACUACGUGCUUAUCUUUUCUAGUACGAUUAGCGAAGCCGUGUUCUUUGUUUUUUCUUGUUUCUUUUUUCUUUUGUACGAUUGUUGAUGUAGAUAGGUUGUAAACAUUUUUACCAGAUCAAAGUAGCUCUGGGUACUGGGAUGUUUCCAACACACAAGUGUUCAAGAGCUUUGCGGAUAUGUCGCUUUGUUGAGGGAUUAAUUCCACUUGUUUGGUUGUUGGACCAUAACGUAGAGUUUUGUUUAACUAAAAAAUGGGUUUGAAAUGUUCGGGACCUCAUAUAUCAUAUAUUUCUGAAACAAAGAGUGCGUAAAUCAAAUGUGGACUUUACUCAAACCAAAGUGGUAUUGUAGUUUAUAUUUGUUUCAGAGCUCAAAUGAAGUGGUGUACAAUUAGUAUGUCAGUUUUUCAAUGUUUAAUUUGACAGGACAACUAUGCCAACUGCUUCUGCUGACAAUAUUAAUGGACUGAGAGCCCAUUUUUGUAGUUUUUACCAAAGACCUUUACUGUUUUUCUUUUUUCUUUCUUCUCAACUUUAUAGCUGCAUUUUUAUUUUAGCAUUCUGAGGAAAUGGUUAGAAAUAGAAAAAUGACCAGAUCUAGUACUUAUUUACAUAAUAUGUGCAUUAAAAAAAUCAUAAAGGAAUCAUAAUCUUUUUUUUAUUCAGUGAAAAUUAUAACAUUACUAUUGAAUUGGUUGUAAUCUACAGUGAAGGAAUGUCCUAGUAAUGAAUGAAUAUUUGUGUUAAUAUUCUUAAAUGACCAUAUGGAUUAGUGCUUAUUUGAAUGAGAUAUUAUUUCUUUUUAUAUUAUUAGUACUUAAUCAUACAAUUCUCAAAUUAGUGGUUGUGCACUACAUGUAUGCUGUCAGGAAUUUAAAAGAGUAUAAUUGGACCGUAAAGUGAUUUCUUUAGUUUCAAUUUGACUGUUUAUUUUGCUGUAUGUUUAUUUGUGAUUCUUCAGCAUUUUGAGAGAAAAUAAGAAAUCUUCUAACUUAUUAUUAUUAUUUUUUUUUUUACCUUGAAGUGAAGUCUAUUGUUGUAUUGUCAAAUGUUGUCUACUAUUUCUUUGUAGAACACAUAUUUGAUUGUGAUGUAAAAUGAGUCCCUUGCUUGUGCUAGUUGAAAUGGCUGAAACAGACAGUGGGUCACAUUUAUGAAAACUGUUUAAAAAAAAAAAAUCGAAUUCCGUAGCCUUAAACCACACUUUAUUUGGCCUAGUUAAGUAAAAAAAAAAAAAAUCAUUUUUAAAAUAUAAGCUUGCCAGACACUUGAACAGUCAUGCUGCUCGUUAAUAUUAUUGUUCAUUUUUGAAAGGAUCAAGUCUUUUUGGAACAAAUUUGUGCCUUUAUUAAAACACAUUGAAAGUAUUUUAAUUGAACAAGUGGGUAAUUUGAGCUUACAACUUCGAAGAGUCGAAUUUUAGUGCCUUGGGACAUUUUAACCUGCAUUUCUCAAUGCACGAGAAUCUUGCCACAGAUUUCUACAGACUUUACCAGUGUAUUAAAAUAAUACCUAAUUACUUUGACAUGCCUUUGAGUAACUUUUGGCUUUGAGUAAUAUAAAAGUGAUUUAAUAAAUAUAAUUAUCUUGAAAAACAACAUUAGGAUGAUGCAUUACAUAUUAAAACUGUCAGUUAUGAGCAACACUUAAGAUGUUAUGCAAUUGUAUUCUCUACCAAGGACGUUAAAAGUAGCAGCUCAUUGAACAGAUUGUGAAGUAUGACUAAAUUACAGCAGAAUAAUUAUUAAUAAUUUCGGGCUUCCAAUUAAUUUUCUGUUAUAUUAUUGGUUUUCUGAAAAGUGAUUUUUAGUACCAUAAACAUCUGUAUUAAUGGCAAACAGCAAAUUUUUGUGUAAUCUCUUAGUCACAUGAAUCACAGCAGAUACCAGAGGUACAUUUAUACAGUUUCCCACCUAAAACACCUCUGUCUGCAUCAGCCAAUAUCAACUAUAAUCAUCAACACAAAUGACCAUUCAGUUUCAAUGUAUUGUGGUUUAUGAAAGACCAGGUAUCUGCAAUUAAAGAAGCACUGAGGACAGUGUCUUUUUGUUUAACAAUUUGUAAAUGAACUGUAUUGGAAAUUUACCAUAAUGCUCUGCAGUGGAAAUAAUCAUCCUUUUAUUCUUUAUUUCGAAUUCUUGUGGAUUUUCUUUUUUUUUUUAUUUGUUUGUUUUUCUAAUUUUGUUAUCUAUCAGUAGUGUGAUUUAUUGAACCUAAGGAUUUAUGCAAUCUUGUGUAUAUACAUAUUACAUAUGUAACUGGUUAAAUUUAUCAAACUAGCCAGGGAAAUUACCUAUUACAACAGUAAACUUUUAUAAGAGGCUAAAACAAGUAAUUAAAAAAAAAAAAAGAAGAAGAAGAAGAAGAAAGCCAGAACUUUGGAACCACUGUUCCCUAUAUUUAAUGUUACAGUUAAUCGAACAUAAAUCCCUGAAUAUUGAAUGUACCAUUCAAAAUAGAUAUAAAAUGGGUCACUGGAAUAACAUGGAGGACAGUUAAUUGAUAAUGAUGUAGCACUAGUUUUGUGAAUUGCGAUACAUUACAAAUAAAUUUAUAAGUUAAACACAAUUGCAGUUUUCAAGUUUGUGUAUUUAUUAUCGUAACAAUUUGAUGGAAAUAUGAGAUGUAUUUUUUCUCAGGGUUUUAUAGGAGAACUAGAAUAGAAAGAGAUGUCCAAUUUUCAAAGGAAACUGCACCUCUGAGAAGUCAAAAUGAGGAAAACAUUUAUAUUAUGAGAGAAACAUAUCCCUUAUUUUGGUACAGUAUGCAUCAAUAUAAAGAACUGCUUGUAUUCUAAUUAGUGUUGAAAUACUAUACAAUUUGCUGUCAAUAUAGUACUUUGUGUAUGUGUGGUCAACAGAAGACCUUAAAACAUUUACUGGGAGUUAUGUGUUUAAGUUAUAUAGGCUUCUUUAUGGAACAGUUGUGCGUUUUGAUGGCGUGAAAGGCCAGAGAGGUUUUUCUUUACUUAAGAUGAUAUUAUUUAUAAUGCAUAAUCUUUUUCUUGUAGUGCAUCAUUUAAAAUUGUUAACACUUGUCUACACUACAGCAGUUAUGCAAUGGUUUACAGAAUUCAUGGAAUUAUUUUUAUCAUCUUGGGAAUUAAAUAAUGUUUGAUCUUUAACCUGA